Penicillium olsonii is the source of this 645-nucleotide messenger RNA. The record is from the annotation of a GenBank genome assembly. NCBI's taxonomy places the organism in Eukaryota, Fungi, Ascomycota, Eurotiomycetes, Eurotiales, Aspergillaceae.
AUGCGACGCUCUCGGUGUUUUGUCACACCCGUACAGCCCGACAGCAUCACGUGGAUGAUCUUCGCCGCCCACUCACCCCCAAAGUCACCUUCACAAUACCAAUUCCUGUCACGUACGGUACGCAAGCCAAAUACAGCUAAGCCCAGACCGAGCAAGCGCGGUGCCAAGAAACCUCGUGGUUGUUCUUGCGCCUUGCUCUCCAACCUCUGCUUCUUCGUUAUUUCAACCUGCAAUCGAUACCUUGCGUAUCUUUUUCGUCAACCCUCUCAUUCAACAUUUCCUCGACUCCUCUCACCUCUGAGAAUGAGCCGAAAGCUCGCCCCCGAAGCCAAUCGGAUUCUCUUCGUCAAGAACCUCAACUACAACGUAACAGCGGAACAACUUUUCGACCUAUUUGGCAAAUUUGGCGCGAUCCGUCAAAUUCGCCAGGGAAUCGCGAACAACUCCAAGGGAACCGCAUUUGUCGUUUACGAAGACGUGCACGACGCCAAACAGGCAUGCGAUAAGCUCAAUGGUUUCAACUUCCAGAACAGAUACUUGGUUGUCUUGUAUCACCAGCCAGAGAAGAUGGUUCGCACGAAAGAGGACCUCUCGGAGAGGCAAGAUAACUUAGAACGGCUCAAACAGCAACACGGGAUAGAAUGA